AUGGAGCUUCGUACCCAGGACGAUUCUAUCCGUCUGCAAGAGCAUCAUACCCAGGACGAUUCUAUCUCUCUGCCAGAUCUCGCAACUGUGUUUGGUCAGAUCACCGACGCGGAUCUGUGCCAGAUGUUUCACAACUUGACAUCGGAAGAAGACCUCAGCGCUGUCCCCCGCGUCUUCAGGAACGCCGAUCCCAGAAUCGUUCCAACUAUCGUCACGGCCGAGCGAAUGGCCCUGGCCCUGGCCCAGGAACAGGCCCCUGCACCCGAGAUCGAUCCCGAAAGUCAGUCCGUUGCCGUCACGUUUGAUGAGCCGACCCGGGCAUCUGCACCAGAGAACAAUCCCAGCAGCGAGCCCGUUGUAGAGCAGCCGAACCAGGCGUCUGCCCCCGAGUACAGUCCCAGAGGUGUGCCUCUUGCAGAGCAGCGGACCCGGGCGUCUACAUCCGGCCACAAUCCUGAGAUUGAGUCUGUUGCCGAGUGGCUAGAAACCGUAGAGGAGGUGCCUGCAUCUGAGCACGGCCCUGAACCUGAGGCCGUUGUCGACACGUCCAAGCAGCCGACUCAGGUUUCUACAUCCCAGCCAGCUCGCCGCAGACAGCAAUAUCCUAGGCUCAGGCGGAAGACUGGCUUCAGGGCCUUUUGCAGUAGAACCAAGAACAAAUUGUUGCUCGGCACAAAGUGUCUCUUUGCCUGUUGCUACUUGACGAUCUGCGUGCUGAUCACCCCUGAGCAACCAUAG
Messenger RNA from Akanthomyces muscarius, 738 nucleotides. RefSeq lists its product as uncharacterized. Lineage: Eukaryota; Fungi; Ascomycota; Sordariomycetes; Hypocreales; Cordycipitaceae. Bases 1 to 738 code for a protein of 245 amino acids. The record is from RefSeq and is a predicted model, not a curated record. The transcript has a single exon.